UGUUUCACGUCAUUGUUUUCUUACUGAUCAGCGAUGGAUGAUUUUGACGAUAACGAUUUUGACAAUUUGGUCGAAGGUCGUCUCGACGAAGAUGUCGAUAAAUAUUUGGAGCCACAGGAACGAGACGAGCCACAGGACCGAGACGAGCAAGAACAAAAUGAGGAAAAAAGAAUGGUUCCAGUGAAGAUACGCGUGAGGAAUCCACAACCCAAAUUGAAUGCUGAAAGGUUGCGAGGUCCUCGUGGGUUAUCUGUACUCCCAACAUGGUUUGAAAACAUUGAGUUGAAAGGCAAAGGUCAUGAAUCAGAAGAUCUUAAUGCUGUCAUAAACCGUUUAGAACAAUGGACACAUAGAUUAUUUCCUAGGUAUACAUUUGAUGACUCUCUCGAUAAGUUAGAGAAUUUAGGCAAAAAAAAUGAAGUUAAGGUGUUGUUAAAACGAAUAAGGAUGGAUUUGGAAAGUAAUGAUUGUAUAACACAACUCGAUGAUGAAGAGGUUGAACCACCACCCCCUCAGAUUGAUGCAUUUGAUCGGAUUGCUAAUACUGUAGACAUUCCUGUGACAUCUACUCCAAGUGUCAGUAACACUGGAUUAACUGAAGAACAAAGACAAAGGAUGAUGCGUAACCGAAUGUUGGCUGAGGAAAGGCGACAAGCUAAGAUUAGAGCUCGUCAAGAACAAGAAGUAAAAGCUACAACAAAUGCUGAUUCUGAAUCUUUUGAUUCUUUGUAAUAUUAUUAAUAAUUUACAAUUGUAAAUACAUAUUUAUGUGUCUAUACAUCUAAGAAAUAUUUAUUUUUUAUAAAAUUAAUUAUUAAUUUAAAAGCUUUAGUAACGGGAAAAUAUUUUUA
This is a messenger RNA of Rhopalosiphum maidis (corn leaf aphid), 851 nucleotides long. RefSeq names its product TIMELESS-interacting protein. Gene Ontology annotation, biological process: DNA replication checkpoint signaling; replication fork processing; replication fork arrest. NCBI's taxonomy places the organism in Eukaryota, Metazoa, Arthropoda, Insecta, Hemiptera, Aphididae. The record is from RefSeq and is a predicted model, not a curated record. Gene Ontology annotation, molecular function: DNA binding. Gene Ontology annotation, cellular component: replication fork protection complex; nucleus.